UCCAGACCGCAGAGUGCUUCUGAUCCACAGAUAGUGGCUCCACUGACUCAGCUUUGACUCAGGACUCAAGCUCUGUCUGACAGACUAUUGUUCAACCACCGGAGUAUGACAGGAAGUAAUUACACACAUUCAGUGCUUUUGGCUUAUUGUGCACAGGAGAAAUUACCCAGGUUCUGGUGGAAGUGGAGCCACUUUAUUUCCUGGACCGUUCAGCGAUGACUUCGUAUGCCCAGCUCUAUCUGAUGGGAUGUCUGACUCUGACUGUGGGGCUGGCUUUGGAUAUGGGGCCAAACCAAAACAUGGAGUUUACAUUUAUGCUACCCACAGGCGGCACAGAGUGUUUUUACCAAACUACCACGACAGGUGACACCAUGGAGAUAGAAUACCAGGUUAUCGCAGGAUCCGGUCUGGAUGUUGGGUUUGCCUUGAUCUCACCCAGCGGUCAGCGGGUGGUCUCUGAGUUUAGGACAUCUGACGGCAUCCAUAUGUUGGAUUAUACAGAAUUUGGAGAUUACCGGUUAUGCUUUGACAACAGCUUCAGCAAGAUGUCUGAGAAGAUGGUGUUUUUCAAAGUCAUAAUUAACAGCCAAGGCAACACAUCUGGAGGCCAAGAGGAGUGGAUGGACUUCAUCGUGACUGAAAGCGUGGCGGACUACAGAAUAGAAGAAAUCAGGAGAACAAUGGACUCAGUGUACCGGCACCUGGAGAAGACCCGCCAGGUCCAGACCGUGCUGCGGGCCUUCGAGGCCAGGGACCGCUACUUGUUAGAGGACAACCUGUGGCGAGUGUCCUUCUGGUCCUGUCUGAACCUGAUGGUGAUGCUCGGUGUGGCCGUCACUCAGAUUUACACCCUGAGACGUCUCUUUGAUAACACCAAGCGGGUCUGCACUUGAUGACAGAACCGGCACAUUACUUUUAUCCCUCACAGGAUAUGASAAAGAGAACUUUUUAUUUUGUAAAUUUUGUAUUGAUAUUCCAUUGCAUCAUGUUAUUAAUCUACAGAUCCAUGAUUUAGAGAUGCCGGUAAUUUGAGAAAUUCAGUUAUUAAGUGAAAMUCAUAUUUUAGGAAGGUCUGUGCUGCAUUUUGAGCAAAUAAUUUCUGUCGAUUUGGUUACUGUGGCUCACAGGUAAUGACCAAUGACACAGRCUUAACAAAAUACAGAAAUAUCAGCCUACGUAUAAGUCUGACUGCCUCAGAGCUCAGACUCGAUGCUUAGUUGAGGUUUUUUCGUGAGUCACUGCCAUGUUGUGUGGAAGUGAUGAAUCAGCCUGUAUUCUCCAAGGAUUUUGUCAGGCCAGCUUGCAAURGAGCUAAAGUGCCAGUGUUUCAGAGAAACACUGGCACCAUUAAUGUUUAAUUUUUCAAGGUUUGAUUUUAUUUUUUAAUGCCAAAUCUCUUAGCUAUCUUCAUUUUCGCUGGCCCGUUUUAGCUUGCUGACCAAUAAAACAUCGUGAUAACAUAAUCGUUAAAGGAGGCCUGAUACUUUAAUCAGGUGCCAAAUAAAACAAGUAUCUCCCUGGAGGUAGAAGAUGGGGAAAGAAUGAACUGUUGUAAAAUGUACUGUCAGAUUYCUGUGCGGACUUUGGAUAUGAGAAAACUCAGUGGACCAGCAGCGGCAGGUGACAUCACUUCCUAAAUCAUCAACAGCUUUGAUUCUCUCAAAUUUUCCUCCACUCUGGGACUGCAAUUUUCAGAUGAAAUGUGAAAUUAAAUGUGUAUCAUAACAGUCCAGUUGGUUUUCACCUUAAGCCACUGACAUCACCGGUUCACAAGCGGCUAAUAAAAACUGAGAAAGCUGAAAGUCGUGUCCUAAAUAAGUCAGGGCGGUGAUAUUUGAAGCUUWGAGCUGAUGACUCUUCGGUCUCCCAUAAAUUCAUGAGUGUUUCUUUUAACCGCACUUCUUCCUUCCACUCAUUUUUUCCAUUAAUAGGUUUGGAUACAGCAACAACCACUUGUUUAGUCAUCAGUCUCUCUGAAAUGAGUGUGUAGGUUACACAAUCGCUUCAAGUCAUAAUAAUCACACCAAAGAGAAAGUAAAACGUCUAACAAAUUCAUGAAUUUGAAGUGCUGAGAUAAACUGAUGAUCAAAUAUACUUAGACAAUACAAUUCAAUCAUAACAGCCCUAAUGUAUUGAUAUUUGUGAAUAUUGUGAAGUGAAUCUAGAAAGCCAUAAUUUGCUCCAAUGUUAUUUUAUUAAAUACAAUUAACAGUCUUGAUAUUUCAUACCUUCAGAGAAAUCAUUUCCAAAUAUUACCCUUAUUGGAUCAUAGCUUGGUAAAAAAAAAAAAAAAAAGGAAAAAA
Molecule: messenger RNA, 2303 nt
Organism: Poecilia reticulata (guppy)
Lineage: Eukaryota; Metazoa; Chordata; Actinopteri; Cyprinodontiformes; Poeciliidae
Product: transmembrane emp24 domain-containing protein 1
Source: RefSeq, a predicted model, not a curated record